Messenger RNA from Anopheles coustani, 2463 nucleotides. RefSeq names its product homeotic protein proboscipedia (gene pb). The record is from RefSeq and is a predicted model, not a curated record. Gene Ontology annotation, molecular function: DNA binding; DNA-binding transcription factor activity, RNA polymerase II-specific. The transcript is spliced from 6 exons. NCBI's taxonomy places the organism in Eukaryota, Metazoa, Arthropoda, Insecta, Diptera, Culicidae. Gene Ontology annotation, biological process: regulation of DNA-templated transcription. The coding region runs from base 1 to 2463 and encodes 820 amino acids.
AUGCAAGAAGUGUGUAGUUCUAUAAAUCACAUGGGAGCUCAAAUUAAAUCGGAAUCUCCGGCGAUCGGUUCGCUACAAAGUGGUGCGGUGGUGGUAGUUGGAGGUGAAGCGGAUAUCGCCAACGGUCCCCAGCAAAGCGUCCACGUAGUCCAUCCGCAGCAGCAGCUGCAGACGAUCACCACCGGCGGAGGCGGCGGUGGCCAGCUGGUGAUCGGCCGAAAGCAAGUGAUCUGUGAUAAAACUGUGCGUACGGCGGCUCAACUUUCCGUAGGAACACCGGCUGAGCUGGGACCGCAGGGUCCACAACAACAGCAGCAACAACCCCACCCCGAUACAUCCUAUUGGAUGCAAAACGAAAGCGGCUUUAUCAACUCGCAACCCUCCAUGGCGGAGUUUCUGACACAUAUCGACAGCGAAAGCCCUAAACUCAUUUCGCAAGGUUACCCAAUGGGCCCCAGUGAUAGCUUGGAGUCCGUACCAGAGUACCCCUGGAUGAAGGAGAAGAAAACUGCUCGGAAAGCAACAGCACAAGCCGAAUUUGUCGCCGAAAAUGGAUUGCCGCGACGAUUACGGACAGCGUACACCAACACACAGUUGUUGGAACUAGAGAAAGAGUUCCACUUCAACAAGUAUCUUUGCCGACCGCGGAGAAUCGAAAUUGCUGCGAGUCUGGACCUAACCGAGCGUCAGGUGAAAGUGUGGUUUCAAAACCGACGCAUGAAACAUAAGCGUCAGACGCUUUCCAAAACGGAUGACGAUGAGUCAGGAAAAGACGAUCUUAAAGAUUCCAACUCGAAAAAAUCAUGUCAAGGAUGUGAAUUACCCUCGGAUGACAUACCGGACUCGACUUCUAGUUCGCGGGGGAUGAACAACAGCACCCCGAAUGCCGGUAAGUCGUCGUGGCGCAAAACACAUUGCCAACCAGCGAAAUCGAUGGGCAGCUUCCCUGAACUUUCUCCUGACACUUUACCAACAGCGAUGACUCCGAACUCAACCGUCGAACUUGGCACACCGACCGGCGGAGGUGGGGGUAGCUCUAGUGGCGGUAGUGCUGGUGGCCCCAACACGGUCAGUGCUGAUUCCAGCGUUGCCUCAACUGGCAGUCUAGAGGACGAGGAAGAGAUUCAUGCCAAAGUGAAGAAAAAAUCCGACGGACAAUCUAUCAAGAAGGAAACGGUCAGUUCAUCCAAGAUGAUCAGUAGCCAUCCGUUCAAGAAUUAUGAAGGAGUUGGGUACCACCCCAAGAAAGAUAGCGGAUCCACCACGGGACCACCGGCGGUGCCCCCGACGCCCAUACCACAUAGUCCUGUGGCAUCGUCGGCCAUCUCGCCGAGCAGCAACGGAAACAUCAACAAUAACUCGAUGAACAGUAACAACAACAAUAACCUUCAAGCGUACUACAAUCAGCCUGGUCCGUACGGAGUCAUCAAGCAGAAACUGCCCCAUGGCCCACUGAGUCACGAAGGUGCAUCGCCAACUCCAACAGGACCCGCGACAGGUGGUGGCAUGUACUAUGGUGGAAAAUCUGUAGAAUACCUCGGUAAGGCUGACCCCAAUGUGCACUAUCAGGCAGCCUAUCAGCAUCAUCAAAAGACAAUUAUACCACCUGGACCAGUGGCAGGUGGUACGCAACAUGCGCUCAACGCAGGCUAUCCGGGAACGCACAAGGGAGAAUUUGGUCCAUCGCCUGGAAUGAAGAGUUUUAACAACAAGCCGCUCUUGCAAGAUCCAGCUGCAAAGCUGCAGCAACAGCAACAGCACCAGCAACCCGUACUACACGAAGCGCCAUUCCACCAUCAGAAUCAGCUGUACUAUAAUAACUGUGAAACAGGUCUCAACAGCGCCGGCCAAUAUGGGACCACUGGACAACAUUACUAUCCUAACGACUACGAUCCCCAACACGAGUUCGGAGGAGGAGGCACUGGGGGAGGUGGAGUAGGAGGAGGUUACUAUGACCCCACCAAACCAGGAGUCGGUGCCCAGGGCCACUACUACGAGGGAAUGGGAUCGUAUCACAAUGGAUCGAUACCCGUUGUGGGGGGGGCAGGUGGCAAUAUGGAUUAUCAGGGCAACAACGCUGCCUACAUGGGCACCAUGGGUGCAGUAGUGCCGACAGGCAUCGCCAAUGAAGGCUGCGACACCUAUUCCUUUCACCAAGCGUCGCCGAGUGCUGGUGCGUACUACGAGCAGCACAACCACCACCAGCAGCAUCACGAUCAUCAUCAGCAGCAUCAUCACCACCAACAGCAAUCACAUCAACAGUUGCAUCCUUUUCACCAACAACAACAGCAUCACGCCGGCGAGCCACACGUGUUUCCCACGCCUGGUAAUACCGGAGUGCAGAUAUGUACCGCUAGUGCUGCAGGCACAGUCAACUUGGACAACUCAAAUUCGUCAUCGGACUUCAACUUUCUUAGCAAUUUAGCGAACGAUUUUGCACCAGAAUACUAUCAGUUAAGUUAA